Penicillium atrosanguineum is the source of this 333-nucleotide messenger RNA. Its product is annotated as DUF3759 domain-containing protein. The transcript has 3 exons. Lineage: Eukaryota; Fungi; Ascomycota; Eurotiomycetes; Eurotiales; Aspergillaceae. Bases 1 to 333 code for a protein of 110 amino acids. The record is from RefSeq and is a predicted model, not a curated record.
AUGGGUUGGUUCAGCGACGAUUCGGACCAGAGCCGCUCCUACGAGCAGUACAACCAGGGCGGUGUCACUCAGGAGCACGAUGCCUCCUUCUCCCACGAGCUGAUCGCCGGUGCUGCUUCCUACGAGGCCGCCAAGGCCUACGAGGAGCACUGCGAAAGGAACGGCCAGCCUGAGAGCCACGACAAGGCCAAGGAGAUCAUGGCUGGCUUUGCCGGUGCUUUCAUCGACCGCGAGGUCGAGACCAAGGGCCUGGACUUCAUCGACCGCGAAAAAGCCAAGCGUGCCUCCCGUCAGCACAUCGAUGACAUCUCUGCCGAUCAGGUUGGCUACUAA